Messenger RNA from Pundamilia nyererei, 996 nucleotides. It is a transcript of the gene mc1r, whose product is annotated as melanocortin 1 receptor. Gene Ontology annotation, biological process: G protein-coupled receptor signaling pathway. The record is from RefSeq and is a predicted model, not a curated record. The transcript has a single exon. Gene Ontology annotation, molecular function: melanocyte-stimulating hormone receptor activity. Gene Ontology annotation, cellular component: membrane. The coding region runs from base 19 to 996 and encodes 325 amino acids. NCBI's taxonomy places the organism in Eukaryota, Metazoa, Chordata, Actinopteri, Cichliformes, Cichlidae.
ACCUAAUAGAAGGCAGACAUGGAAAUGACCAACGGGUCCCUGCAGUAUCCCUCCAUACUUCACACGGACUUCGGACCGCUAAAUGACCUUCUGGAGGAGAACGAAACGAACUCAACCGCAGGAGAGCGAAACUGGCUGAACUGCGUUCAGAUCCGGGUCCCUCAGGAGCUCUUCUUGGCACUGGGACUCAUCAGUCUGGUGGAAAACAUCUUGGUCAUCAUGGCGAUUAUUAAAAAUCGAAACCUCCACUCGCCCAUGUACUACUUUAUCUGCUGCCUGGCCGUGUCUGACAUGCUUGUCAGCGUCAGCAACGUGGUGGAGACCAUAUUCAUGCUUCUCAAUGACCACGGCCUCCUGGAUGUGAACCCCGGCAUGCUUCGCCACCUGGACAACGUCAUCGACGUGAUGAUCUGCAGCUCCGUGGUGUCCUCUCUCUCCUUUCUGUGCACCAUCGCUGCCGAUCGCUAUAUCACCAUCUUUUACGCGCUGAGGUAUCACAGCAUCAUGACCCCUCAUCGCGCCAUCAUCAUCAUCGUGGUGGUGUGGCUGGCCAGCAUCACCUCCAGCAUCCUCUUCAUCGUAUAUCAUACAGACAACGCCGUCAUCGUGUGCCUCGUCACUUUCUUCUGCACUACUCUGGUAUUCAACGCCGUGUUAUACCUGCAUAUGUUUGUCCUGGCGCACGUGCAUUCUCGGCGCAUCGUGGCUUUCCACAAAAACAGGCGCCAGUCCACAAGUAUGAAAGGAGCCAUAACCCUCACUAUCCUGCUCGGGGUCUUUAUUUUAUGCUGGGGCCCUUUCUUUCUACACCUUAUCCUCAUCCUCGCCUGUCCCACCAGCCCCUUCUGCAACUGUUUCUUUCGAAACUUUAACCUUUUCCUCAUCCUCAUCAUCUGUAACUCCCUCAUCGACCCGCUUAUAUACGCGUACCGGAGCCAGGAGCUGCGUAAAACCUUGCAGGAGAUGGUCCUGUGUUCGUUUUGCUUCGGCGUGUGA